This is a messenger RNA of Nasonia vitripennis (jewel wasp), 4584 nucleotides long. It is a transcript of the gene eya, whose product is annotated as eyes absent homolog 4. Bases 1160 to 2761 code for a protein of 533 amino acids. The transcript is spliced from 9 exons. Gene Ontology annotation, biological process: cell differentiation; positive regulation of DNA repair; multicellular organism development. Gene Ontology annotation, molecular function: protein tyrosine phosphatase activity. Gene Ontology annotation, cellular component: nucleus. Lineage: Eukaryota; Metazoa; Arthropoda; Insecta; Hymenoptera; Pteromalidae. The record is from RefSeq and is a predicted model, not a curated record.
CGAGAGAGCGAGAGAGAGAGAGAGGGACGUCGAGCGCGACAUUUCGCAUGCUCAGAACUCCACAGGCUGGAGCGGCGGCAGCAGCAUCAUCGCGCAGCAGUAGUGUGUUCGCAGCCGGGUUCGUCGCGGUGCGUCUCUCCCUCUCUCUCUCUCUCUCUUUCUCUCUGUGUACAAUACGCACUCAGCGCAGCCCCCCGAGUGAGCGCCUGUGUGUGCACUGUGCGUGUGCCUACAAUACGUACUCCACAUUCGCCGCAGGACGGAAGAAAGAGCAGCCGCGGUCCCCUCGCUCUACCUUUUUUUCUCUCUCUCUCUCUCUCUCCUUCUCUCUCCUGUGACGAGCCUUUGUGCGCGAGUAUACACGCGACGCGGCUCCGCAUCCAGCGCGCAGCGGCAGCGAUAUAGUUAUUAAUCUCGCAGGAGAAGAGAGAGAGAGAGAGCGAGUACACACAAACGCAGAGUGCGCGGUCCUCCCGCGCGCGCCACGAUCGAUCCUCGAAGGACACGGAGUCCUGGAGAUCGGAGUUGGUGCUGGAAGAGCACAACCCUUCGAUUAUACACGGCACGGCAGCUCUCGAUUUCGCCAUGUGAGCCGCCGCCAGCAGCAGCGGAUACAGCGAGCGCCAGUGUCAGUUCUAGAACACGCAGUGUGUAUGUGCGCGUUUAACGUGUGUGAGAGAGAGAGAGAGAAAGAGGAAGACCCCCUCUGCAGCGCGGCGCGAUAAGAAGAAGCCCCGCCAAGGAGCGAGUGGAGAGAGGAGAGUGUGUAGAGGAUGUGCCGCAGGUGCGAAGCGCGGGAGGAGGAAGAGCCCUUACACAGCGGCGCCUUACGCUGCUCCAUUUAGUACACGUCCGCAGCUCGUCGAUGUGAUCUAUCCUCUCUGUACACGUACUUAUAUAUACUCGCGCGUGUGUUCUGUGCGUCGAUCUCCCGCGCGGGGACACCUCUCUUUCCGCGAGUUUAUUUUUAUUUUUAUUUUUUCUCGAUCCCGCACCGCCGUCGCUGUAUAUUGCGCACUAUAUAUAUAUAUAUACUCGCACGCAUUGCAAUACACAGCUCGUGCGCGCGCGGGAGGCUGUAUAGUCAGCGGCGCUGCUGCGCGAAGUGUUGUCGGAGCUUUCUGCAACGGGACCGUGACAAGCUGCAAGCAGGAGUGAUAUGUUAACCGAAGACAAUGACCCGACGAAACCGGCAGGGGUUCUAGACAAUGCUGGCAGCGUGUCUUCGUCGACGGAGGCCUCGAUACAGCACCCACGCAGCGCAAACAAUGAAGCAGAAGUUAAGAAUGAGGUGCAGGACUGCCCGGAGACGGAGAGCGUGCCGGGAGGCGAGCUGUACAUCGACGAGAACGCGGAGGAGAAGGAGCACGAGUAUCCGGACUCGAUGGAGAAGGCCGACUACGGCUCGCUCUACGGAGCCAAUCCUUUCUACAAUAGCCUGUACAACUCGCCGUCCUGCGGGAGCACAGCCGUCUCGAAGGGCUCGUCGUCCCUGCAGAGCUCGUAUCUAGGCUCCUACACGGCGCCGAGCUCGAUGACGCAGUACUCAUCUUACCCGGGCUACAACAGCGGCUCCGCCAGCUUUCCUACCGUCCCCCAGAACAUAUCCGCAGCCUCUCAGAAGCUCGACUACACGGCCUACAGUACCUCGCUCUACGGAAACGACAGGGUACCGUUGCAGUAUUCCAGCUACUACCCCAUGCCCGGCUACCAUCCGACGCCGACGUCCUUUAAUAUUAGUAAUUUAAAUUUCGUCGAUUCAACGAAAUCGGCGCUGACGCUGGACGCGACUGCUCACGAUACAAACGAUCUGACCGCGAGGGAGACCGCAAAUGUCGAAGGUGGCAGCGCGAAGCCCUGCAAGCGCGGACGCCGGCAGAGCGGAAGCGGAAACAGUAUUGGCUCGGCGGACACGACGGAGGCCGGGCCCGACCGGAUAUUCAUCUGGGACCUCGACGAAACCAUAGUCGUCCUGCAGUCGCUCGUCAGCGGUCAGUUCGCCACGACUUACAACAAGGACCCGACGAUACUCGCCCAGCUCGCUUACAGGAUGGAGGAGAUCGUCUUCUACCUGGCGGACACGCACUUCUUCUUCAACGACAUCGAGAGCUUGCGCUCGCAGGAGUGCGACCAGGCGCACAUCGACGACGUCUCGUCCGACGACAACGGUAUGGACCUGUCCUCGUACAACUUCGCCAACGACGGCUUCCACUGCGAGGCUGCGAGCAACGGCAUCUGCCUGCCCUCGGGUGUGAGGGGUGGCGUCGAUUGGAUGCGAAAGCUGGCCUUUCGCUAUCGCAAGAUCAAGGAGACGUAUUGCAACUACCGGAACAACGUCGGCGGACUGCUCGGCGCGACGAAGCGCGAGCACUGGCUCAACCUCAGGGCCGAGAUCGAGCAGCAGACCGAGAACUGGCUCACCGUUGCCGUCAAGUGUCUCAGCCUCAUCGGCAAGAGGAGCCACUGCGUCAACAUACUCGUCACCUCGGAUCAGCUCAUACCCUCGCUCUCCAAGGUCCUGCUCUUCGGCCUUGGCGGACUCUUUCCCAUAGAGAACAUCUAUUCGGCUAACAAAACCGGCAAAGAGAGCUGCUUCGGCAGGAUCAUGGCGAGAUUCGGACGCAAGUGCACAUACGUCGUGAUAGGCGACGGCUCGGACGAGGAGGCUGCGGCGCGCUUUCACAAUUUUCCCUUCUGGAGGAUAAAGAGCCACUCGGACAUGCAGGCGCUAUACAACGCCCUCGAAAUGGACUUCCUCUAACGUGACCCGCCUCAAAGGAGCGGCUGCCGUGGACUUGAAAAGCCUGCGGCGAUGGAUACCUAUUGGAAGAACUGCAUAGUAUAUAUAAGAUAAAUACGAGCGAGCGCCACGCGCGCUGAUUUAGUUGCAAUUUCAUUAUGACUUGCUGAAUUCGAAGUACAAAGGUUUUGCUGAUCGCCUAUUGUUUUCUUACGUCUUGAGCGUAUGGUCCGACAGGACGAGGCGAGGUUGACGACUUUUCGAGAUCGUGGUUUCGACUGAGCAAAGUGAGUGCUAAGUUUUUCAAACUGAAACAAGUUAUCGAAAUCGAGAUCUCGUCAUCAGCGUUGCCGAAUGGUAACAAAGCUCUUGAUUUCCAUGAUAGGCUUAAUAUUGCCGACCACUUCAAGUAUUAUACAGUCGACGGUCAUUAAAAUUUAACAUUUUAUAACGAGUAUAGAGGCACUUGUGAAACGCGCGAGCGGAUAUUCAUACAAAGAGCUCAAACGAUCCAAAGAGGCGUUGGAUUUGAACGAUCGAUCGACCUCGUUUGCGUAUAGUUAUAUUCCUAAAAAAAAAAAUAAAAUUAUUUAACGUACAACAUGUGUCGAUAAGUUAGGCGGUAAAGAGAAAAUUGCGUUCUGCGGGUUUUCAAGGCCUGCACGUAUGUAUAAGGCAGGUACGGUCAAAAAAAUUGAGAGAAAGAGUUUUAUUAAUCGUCAUGAUGGUCGAUUGUGGACCAGCCCAGGGUCUGUAAAAGUGAUAACGUGAAAGUAAAACUGAAAGUGAAAAAGGAGAUUUAUAUAUUAAGGGAAUUUUCUAAAUGAAUGACAAAAAUAUUAGCGAGCUUCUAUACUUGUGUAUGUGCAUGAAAUAAGCGAGAACAUAGUUGGAUGAAAAAAGGUUUAAGUGAAAUUACGUCUAUCCAAGCGAGUUGUCUUUAAUAGCACGUAUUGUGUACUUAAGAUGUUAACAAAGCAUUUAUUGAAUCAAUUAUUUUGUCAGUGCAAUCGUGCGCUAUAUUAUAUGUAAUCUAGAUUUCUCUGUGAUUCUUUAAGAUAUUUUCAAUUCGACAAUUAUUCUUCUUGUGUUGAACAAAAAUUAUUCUUUUUUUUAUUGGCGAGUUUAAAUACUAAAAUAUUAAUGUAAAGCUCUUAUUUUAUUUUAGUUUUCAACGCGUGGGUGUAUAAUAACGUUUUGUACUGUACCAUGCAAAGCAACAUUCCGUAUGAUGUAUGCACAAAAAAUUUUUAUUUACAACAUUCUUGGACAUGAUUAAGUGAUAUAUAUAUUUUUCUUCAACGAACGUGCAUGAAUAUUUAUUGGACGCUAUAGAAAUAUCAAAAAUAAUUUUAUGCAGUUAUUGAUGAAGUAUCACUAAAUGCAUGGCAACUGAUCAAAGAGUUAGUAUACUAUUGUUAUCUUUUAAGUUUAUCAUUCCAAAAUACUAAUUUCUUAUGAAAUAAAAACGAUUACUUAUAAAGGCAUUAAAACUUCUGAGUUACUGAAAUUAUCAUUGAGAAAAUAAACUAGUCAGCGAUUUAACACGAAGAAAAAAACGGAUGGCCUAAUUCACUUUCAAAAUUGAUUUUUUUAUUACUUUGUUAUAAAUAAUUCUUUUAAUCUUUUUGAUGACUGUAGAAGGUCAAAUAUUACUCAUUAUUUCAAAUUUAUUCACCGCUCAGUAGACGUAAUAGUUCAAUGAUUUAGUUGUACUCGUUUAAAAUACGACUUUUUAACGUAUGCACUGAUCACUCGACAAUGAUUAAUUGAUUGAUUGAUUUAAGAAAAUAUGAAUUCAAUUGUUGCUAACCGAAUUCAAAAUAAAAAUUAUUCGUUUGGAU